Molecule: messenger RNA, 992 nt
Organism: Sitophilus oryzae (rice weevil)
Lineage: Eukaryota; Metazoa; Arthropoda; Insecta; Coleoptera; Curculionidae
Exons: 3
Coding region: 435-992 (185 amino acids)
Source: RefSeq, a predicted model, not a curated record
UAUAUUUUAUUUUGCCCGUUGAUUGCUAUCCAUUUAUCUGUAGAUCGUAUUUAAAGUUCGUUUUUGAUUUGUGUUCGGUUCUGCUCUUGUGUUUUUUGUAUUUUUUUAACUGUAGACAAUGGUUUUUAAGUGUUGUGUUCCUAGCUGUAAGAAUUACCAAAAAGAUGUCCAAAUGCAUAUGUUUCCGAAGGAUCGAAUAGUAAGUAUUAACACGUGUUACAUAGUAUAAACCAAGAUAGUUUCCCUUCCUUUGCGAUUCCCAUAUAUUUUUAUCGUAUUUUUGUACUAAAAAAGAAUUGGUUACUAUAAAUUAUAUUUUUACUUUUAGGUUUUCGAUAUUUGGUUACAAAGUAUUGGAAGGACUGAUUUAACACUGAAAUCUCCUGAAAGCGUUCGUAAAAAUUACCGUGUAUGCCAUUACCAUUUUGGAUUAGAUGCGCACUUUGUAUGGGGGAACCAGAAAUAAGUCUCUGAUAAAGAAAGAUGCUGUUCCAACAUUAUUUUUACAUGAGCCAGGUAGUAGUGCUUCUAAUAAAGAAUCUUUUAAACAUCAAGAACAACUUAAUCUGAAAGAAGAAAUGGCAGUAUUACCACCUCAAGUUCUGCCAAGUUCACCAAUCCCUUCAACUUCUGCUGUUGUUCAGACUCCUUCUCCAAAGAGUAACUAUAAAACUUCAACCCCCGCCAAGGUAGCAAAUUUAAGAAAGCGUGUAAACUUAUUGGCACGUUCCCAUACAAGAAACAUUUCUGACCUCACACCAAAGACUAAGAAAUACUACCGAAUUGCAUCAGACCUACGAAGAACUGCUAUACGACUGGACUUGAAUCGCAUCGAUCUUAGAGAAAGAUUAAAAAAUAUGGAAGAUGUAACCACUUCAGCAGGUUUUCUCAAGGCGAAACUAAAUAAACAGACAUACGAGUUUGUUUUAUCCCAGCUGAGAUGUCAUUUAUACUAUUCUCUAAAUGAAAAAAUAUUUUUUUAUCACUGCUGA